Molecule: messenger RNA, 2777 nt
Organism: Micropterus dolomieu (smallmouth bass)
Lineage: Eukaryota; Metazoa; Chordata; Actinopteri; Centrarchiformes; Centrarchidae
Product: F-box only protein 38-like
Exons: 5
Coding region: 104-724 (206 amino acids)
Biological process (GO): protein K48-linked ubiquitination; SCF-dependent proteasomal ubiquitin-dependent protein catabolic process
Cellular component (GO): cytoplasm; nucleus
Source: RefSeq, a predicted model, not a curated record
CUCCCUCUCUGUAGCCACCAGAUGUCGGGUCUUGAAGCAGCUGCGAGUAGAAAGUGCCCCCAUAGUCAAUAGGUUUGAUUAUGCUCAGUGUAAGAAGCUGGACAUGGAACAGGUCCUGGAUCAGAUACUGAAAAUGCCCCCUGAGAGGAACCGCAUCAUCUACAUGCGGCCUAUGCACCAGAUUGACUCUGUAGCACUGGAGCGUCAGCUCUUCCAGGGGCCCUAUCCCUAUCAUAUCGCUAUAGUACAUGAGUUCAGCAACCCUCCAAACAUACGCAACAAGGUUCGCAUUCGCAGCUGGAUGGACACCAUAGCCAACAUCAGCCAAGAGUUAAUCAAGUAUGAGUUCUUCCCGGAGGCCACCAGGACAGACGAGGAUGUGAAGAAGUAUCCCAAAUACCCCUGGGGCAGGGACAUCUAUACACUGGAGGGAGUGGUGGAUGGAGCUCCCUACAGCAUGAUAACAGACUUCCCCUGGCUGAGGACUCUGAGAGCAGCUGAUCCCAACAGCUACGCCCGCUAUGACUUUGAGGACGAUGAAAGCACCACCAUCUACGCCCCGCGGCGGAAAGGCCAGCUGUCAGCUGACAUCUGCAUGGAGACCAUCGGGGAAGAGAUCUCAGAGCGCCGGCAGAGCAAAAGAGGAGUGUUUCAGAGAGUGGUGGUCCUCUUCCUCCAUCACUGUGAUACGCCAGGAGAGCCUGUGGACGAUGACUACAUCUAGACUCCACAAACCCCUCCUCUGUCAUCACGUGCAGAGGGGUCCCAGCAGAUGACAGGCUUGCUGCAGCACCGCCUGAGCUCCUGACUGUGGAUACCCAGAGCGAGACAUGUGUAAUCUGCAGGUCAGAGCUGUGUUCUUGCACACUGACGUGCACAUGAUAUCUCAGCUAGCUUCAUGGAGAAGGAAUAAUUGCAGGUGAGGGCACCGGGAGGCGCUGCCAAAGAUGAAUGGGAGUGGCCAAAACCUUUAAGUUCCAUGAGGGAAAAUACAUUUAGGAUUUUGAAAACAUUUGGAGAAGAUUCAUCACACAUAUGAUUUUCUAAUUAUUUAGGCAAAAUCCUAAGGCAUGUAAAAGCAGGAGCGCCCUAGCAUACUGUCAAAUCCUCAAAUAAAAGCAGAGUAAAUGGACAAAAACAUUGAGGUGGUGAAAAUUACAGCUCAAAUAGUAAAUUCAGCAGAAAGUACAUUUUCAUUUAGUCUAUGAAAACAUUAGCUGCUUAGGAAUAAAGGCCUGGCUCUUCAUGCUGCUUUUCUUGUCUAUCAUGUUAGCCCUGAGAACACAUGCAGAGAAGGACGGUGCUGCAGUGUCGGUCUGAUCUUUCUUCUGUCCAGUCUGCCUACCUCUGUUCCACAUGUGACCAAUCAGACAGAAAUGGCCUUAGACACAAAUGUCAAAGAAAAUAUGCUUUUUCUUUCGGUUUUAAGUUUCCCUUUGGAGUACAUUUGUUUCCGUGAACAUGCAGAAGCGUUGAUGGCUCUUGCUGGUGGACGGUAUGUGUUGUGGUUUUGCAUUUUACCUCAGCAAGCACUAAAUGGAAAAGAGAUGUUCAGACCAUAUGGAGAGGGAGAAAUAUGGAGCAGUUGUGGAUUAACAUCCCUGCAGCUGCUUUUCUUGAAGUGUCAGUCCUCCUCACAUGUUAGGCCUAUUGGAUAAAGACUGCCAGGGAGCCAGACUUUAUAAAGACUCAGAUUAACUUAAUUCUCACUCAACCAGCCUGACCUGCAAACAAAUUACAACACUUCCAUGCAAAUGUAGCGUGCCAUGAUGAGAUGCUGCAGUUACCACUCACUAAGCAGCAUAAAGGGAACUUGGAGAGAAAUAUCCAGUUGUGAGUUGCUCAUCACAAGCAGGUUAAAUACACAGGGUGACUGCCCAGAGGACAGCUGAGGCGAGACGUCGGCAGUGUCCGCUCGCAAUCAUGAUCACAGUGAAAUUACACUAUCUGUAUGACACACAUGACAUCUUCCUGGGUGGCCGGCCAUGCAGAUGAUGCAGCUUUGUUUUUUUGGCAAGUUUAAAAAAAGUGAGGACUAGUACCAUGUGGGAAAAUGUACGUGUGAAAUUUGAGUAAGAGUUUGAAUUCUGAGAAUAAAUGCAGAAUUCUUAACUUGUUCUCCAUUCAUUCAUUUUUCUAUGUGGCUCUAUUCUAUUCCCAUCUCAGUCAUUGUUGUCAUACAUGAACUCAUCAGCUGAGGAUAAUCUGACAAACACAUGCCGAACGCUCAAGAGGCUCUUCUCUAAUGACUGCACACGUCGUAAUGUCGUAGGAAGCUGCUGACUGCUCAGCCUUCUCCUUCUCCAAGUCUGUGUGAUGUCUGUCGUGGAUUGAAAUAUUCUGACAGAUGGUGAUGGUCCUAUCUAAAGUAUCCUGGGCUCAGCCCUCAGCCUCUUUACUAUAAGGAGGUGUAACAUGAAGUGCACCUGUUAAAGCCUUGAGAAAUGCCUUUUGCUCCAGCUUUUUGAAGGAGUCAGAACUGGUUUGCUUGGAAAGGAUUUCAUUGGUCAUUUAUUUGGCCAGCUCUGCCCUGUAUGACUGCAGACUGACUGUUCUGGGGUCAGGAUGUGGGUUCUCCUCAAAUAUGGCAAAGGGUUUGGGUUGAGAAAGGUGAACUCACAGUGAAUGUUUAAAAUUGAGUUUGCAGAGUCCAGCCUUCUGUUUGUGUAUUGUGUACAGAUGUCAUGGAUGACCACAUGCUUCCAUGGUGUUUAUAUGUUUAUAAGGAAAGAACAAGACUAUUUCACAUACUGAAAAAUAAAAUAACAUGGAAAUAA